AACAUUAUCCAGAAAUCUAACAUUUCCACCAAUCCCUUCACUUCCUUGGCGAUCCAAACAAACACAAGAAAAUGCUAGAUAAUCUCCUUUUCUGAGCAUUCUUUCUCUAGAAAAUGGAGACCCUUCUCUCUCCUCGUUCUCUAUCUCCUCCUCUCAUUCCCAAAGUAUCAUCUUCUCAUCAAUCCAAACUCGCUACUUCUUCUUCUUUGGCUCUCUCGAAUCCCACCGUCUCUGGCCCGAAACACCUUUCCACCCGGUUUAGUGCUAAACCAGAAUCGUGGUUAACAGAUGCAAAGCAAGGACUAGCUGCUCUAUCUCUAUCUCUGGCCCUUACUUUCUCACCUGUUGGCACUGCCUUAGCCUCUGAGUUCAAUAUUCUCAACGAUGGUCCACCCAAAGAAACUUACGUUGUAGACGACGCUGGUGUUCUUAGUCGAGUUACGAGAUCAGAUCUGAAGAAACUCUUGUCUGAUCUUGAAUACAGAAAGAAACUCCGACUCAAUUUCAUCACUGUCCGGAAGCUCACUAGUAAAGCAGAUGCGUUCGAGUAUGCAGACCAGGUUUUGGAGAAAUGGUAUCCUUCAAUUGAAGAAGGCAACAAUAAGGGUAUUGUUGUUUUGAUUACUAGCCAGAAGGAAGGGGCCAUUACUGGUGGUCCUGCUUUCAUUGAAGCUGUUGGUGAAAAGAUUCUUGAUGCUACUGUCUCGGAAAAUCUUCCCGUAUUAGCCACAGACGAAAAAUACAAUGAGGCAAUAUACACCAGUGCAAAACGGUUGGUUGCAGCAAUUGACGGUCUCCCAGAUCCCGGGGGUCCAGAAGUGAAGGAUAACAAGAGAGAAUCAAAUUUCAAAACCAAAGAAGAAACAGAAGAGAAGAGAGGACAGUUCAGUCUUGUCGUUGGAGGUUUGCUUGUAAUUGCCUUUGUUGUUCCCAUGGCUCAGUACUAUGCUUAUGUAUCCAAAAAGUAGUGUAUUGGUUCACUCUCGUAUAUACCAAACUGAGCCAGGUCAUAACAUUGCUAUCAAACCGGUUUAAUAAUGAUUUGUUUUUGUUA
Messenger RNA from Raphanus sativus (radish), 1054 nucleotides. Its product is annotated as UPF0603 protein At1g54780, chloroplastic. Lineage: Eukaryota; Viridiplantae; Streptophyta; Magnoliopsida; Brassicales; Brassicaceae. Bases 114 to 968 code for a protein of 284 amino acids. The transcript has 3 exons. The record is from RefSeq and is a predicted model, not a curated record.